Molecule: messenger RNA, 1685 nt
Organism: Electrophorus electricus (electric eel)
Lineage: Eukaryota; Metazoa; Chordata; Actinopteri; Gymnotiformes; Gymnotidae
Gene: eno1b
Product: enolase 1b, (alpha)
Biological process (GO): glycolytic process
Cellular component (GO): phosphopyruvate hydratase complex
Molecular function (GO): magnesium ion binding; phosphopyruvate hydratase activity
Source: RefSeq, a predicted model, not a curated record
GUGGUGGUGCGCAUUCCCGAAGAAUUUCAGCUGGAUAUCUCCUUCAAAUCCACCUGGAAAUCUCCUUGUAGUCCUUCACCGCUAGCUACUUUUGCUUCUCCAAGCAACAUGUCAAUCUUAAAGAUUCAGGCACGUGAGAUUUUUGACUCGAGAGGGAACCCUACUGUAGAAGUGGACCUUUACACAGACAAAGGGCUGUUUCGAGCUGCUGUUCCUAGUGGAGCAUCCACUGGCAUCUAUGAAGCUUUGGAGCUGAGAGACAAUGAUAAGUCCAAGUACCUGGGCAAAGGUGUCUCAAAGGCUGUUGAGCAUGUCAACCAAACUAUUGCACCUGCGCUCAUUGCACAGGGAAUCCCUGUAGUUGAGCAAGAGAAGAUUGAUCAGUUCAUGCUUGAAUUGGAUGGAACUGAUAACAAGUCUAAAUUUGGUGCUAAUGCCAUCCUGGGCGUGUCCCUGGCUGUGUGCAAGGCUGGUGCUGCAGAGAAAGGUGUCCCUCUGUAUCGCCAUAUUGCUGACCUUGCAGGAAAGCCAGAGGUCAUCCUACCAGUGCCGGCCUUUAAUGUGAUAAAUGGUGGCUCCCAUGCGGGCAAUAAACUGGCCAUGCAGGAGUUCAUGAUCCUGCCAGUGGGAGCCAACAGCUUUAAGGAGGCCAUGCGAAUUGGUGCGGAGGUCUACCACAAUCUAAAAAACGUCAUUAAGGAGAAGUACGGCAAGGACGCUACCAAUGUUGGCGAUGAGGGUGGAUUUGCCCCAAACAUCCUGGAGAAUAAGGAAGCCCUAGAGCUACUGAAGAAUGCCAUCAGCAAAGCAGGCUACACAGAUGAGGUUGUGAUUGGCAUGGAUGUUGCAGCCUCAGAGUUCUAUCGUGAUGGAAAGUAUGAUCUUGACUUCAAGUCACCUGAUGACCCCAGCCGUUACAUCAACUCUGAUGAGCUUGCAGAACUUUACAAGAGCUUUGUUCAGGAAUACCCAGUGGUCUCCAUUGAAGAUCCAUUUGACCAAGAUGACUGGGGGGCUUGGACCAGUUUUACUGACAGUACAGACAUCCAGGUUGUAGGUGAUGACUUGACUGUGACCAACCCCAAACGCAUUUCAAAAGCAGUGGAUGAGAAGGCCUGUAACUGCCUGCUGCUCAAAGUGAACCAGAUUGGCAGUGUGACUGAGUCCUUGAAAGCCUGCACCAUGGCCCAGUCCAGUGGCUGGGGUGUUAUGGUGAGUCAUCGUUCAGGAGAGACAGAGGACACCUUCAUUGCUGACCUGGUGGUUGGUCUGUGUACAGGACAGAUUAAAACGGGAGCACCCUGUCGUUCUGAACGCCUGGCCAAAUACAACCAGAUCCUCAGAAUUGAAGAGGAGCUGGGUGAUGAGGCUCGAUUUGCAGGGAGGAGCUUCAGAAACCCACUGAACUGAGGCUGAACCACUGAGUGCACUGCAGACAAUUUUAGCACUUGUAUGCUUGCACUUUGCAGUAAACUAGAAAGUACCUAUAGAAAUCUGUACUGUGUGUUUGACAGUGUUAUAAAGCUACUUGAAUAAGAAGUUAAUAGUAAUAUUCGUCAUUGUGGUCAGAAGGUUAGUUUUGUGAAAUAAUUAUUUACUGAUAAGUGUAAUUAUGUAGAUCUAAUAUGUUUGUGUAAUGGAGAAACCUGUGGAGAUAAAUAAAAGAUUACCUCUGAAACAUAAAA